AUGGACGGACCGAACAACGUGAACAGUAAUUAUGUCAGACCUUUUAUCGGCCCCUAUCAAUUAUCUUACCCGGAGGACUUUAGUUCUGAUAACGCCAAUCCUCUACUAAUUCACCAAUCUCAAACUCAAAAUUUCCUUCCUUCUGUCUCCGAUAAUGUUGACGGCAUGUUCAUUAAUAUUAUGGACUACGAAGAUACCAGAGAUUAUACGGGCGAUUAUGCAUCAAUUCAAGACAAUUCCUCCGUCCACCUGGGUAACGUUGACAUGAUGAAUGGCCAGUUGCAUCCGCCGAAUCACGAUCAAGCCGCAACUCACGCAGACAGCUCUUGCCCACUCCCAGUACCUUGUCAAACAUUCGGUGAUCUUCAUUCCGAUGUGACAAACGACAAUUCGACAGAUAAUCAUUUUCAACGUCUCG
Messenger RNA from Paraglomus occultum, 418 nucleotides. The record is from the annotation of a GenBank genome assembly. Lineage: Eukaryota; Fungi; Glomeromycota; Glomeromycetes; Paraglomerales; Paraglomeraceae.